This is a messenger RNA of Lampris incognitus (smalleye Pacific opah), 1830 nucleotides long. It is a transcript of the gene tpgs1, whose product is annotated as tubulin polyglutamylase complex subunit 1. Lineage: Eukaryota; Metazoa; Chordata; Actinopteri; Lampriformes; Lampridae. The record is from RefSeq and is a predicted model, not a curated record. Gene Ontology annotation, biological process: protein polyglutamylation. The coding region runs from base 92 to 1060 and encodes 322 amino acids. Gene Ontology annotation, molecular function: microtubule binding. The transcript is spliced from 2 exons.
CCCCCUCGUAACGAAAAGACUACAUUUUCCAACGGUACCGGAGGAGCAGAGGUAUGAAGCACUUCCUCCGCCGUUGCCAUCACGGAUAACAAUGGCGGAAAAGCGCAGGAGCGGGACUACAUCAGGGAUGUCCGAAGUCAAACCAACUAAAUCGGACGGUGACAGAGAGUUUCUCACGCAGACGGGAGUGGGAGAGCUGAUCCGCGGAGCCCUCCUGAAGAUGGUCGAGGCCAAGUCAGAAGACCCCAUCGGCUUUUUGGCUGACCAUUUCUGUAACUUGGCGUCCGUGUCAGACGCCGGAACGGCCGGAUGCGGCGAUGGGGACCAGCUGAAUGACUGCGCAGGCGCACAAGAGCAGCAGCAGCACCUCAACAGGGCGCUGUGGCAUUUGCGGCUGGCGCAUCACUCGCAAAGAUGUGCCUUCAGUAACAAUGUUCAAGUUGCAUAUGACCUUCUGAGUCAUACUGGGCCCCGGAGAUUUCAGAGCGGAAUUUCCGAGGGCUCAGAAGGCUCCUGUAACAGUGGCCGCACUGGUGGUGGGGUAAGAGGGAGCCUCUAUACUCAGACACUGCAGUGCCUUUGCAGUGAAGGCGGGGUUCCUGCCUCCACAUCUGCUCCUCUGCUUCGCCGCCUCCACUGCCAGGACCAUGAGGCUGUCCCCUAUGAUCUCUUCCGACAUGGUGUGCUGACAUGUGCUGUGUUCUCAGACUACAUCCGCCAGGCACAGAAACUUUAUGCUGAGGUGUGCUGCCCAGCUGAGAAGCCUGCGUCACGGGCACUGUGCCUAGCUGUGCUCGGCACCCUCCAGGAGGCCCUGGAGACAUCCAGAGGCUGUGAUGCUAGCCACUGUGCUAACGCUAACACUAAGGUCAACUCCUGCCUGGAGACUAACCUGAAGGCAAGUCGCUACCUGGAAGCAAGCGCUAAGAUUUCCCCCUACAAGCUGGCCCAGGCCAUGGCCGGAGCAAGGACAGGGGGACCAGGUGGAAACAUGGAUGCAAAGGAGUUUGAGAAUGCAGCAGCAGAACUCUUUAUUACCCGUGUUAGAGUUGUGUCCUAGGUUUAUAUCCUGUAUUCUAAUAAAUAUAUAAAUAUGUACAGCCGUUCAUAGCCGGAGCUGGUGACUAGUUAGCUAAUCCUAGUAAAUUAAUCUAGAGUUUAGAAUUAGAUAUUACCCAUGAACACAAAUAUAUAUAUAAAAAAAAUUUCAAUUUAUCAGAAUAGUAAACAGUGGCACAAAUUUAUUUCACACACACCAACAAAUUCCCACACAGCUAAAAGUAUGCAUAAUAUCUGGUUUUGUUUACACUUUGUUCAGUAACUAUUUUAUCUUACUCCUAAUCAUUAAUAUUACACCAAGGUACAGCUCCAUAUAUACAUAGAUGUAGGGAGAAAUUGAGAAAUCUGUCAGAAAUAACAUAGAAAGUACAAAGUAGCACUGCUGUGUCAAAGAGAGUGGAGAAAAUUAAUUCUCAGAGAAUUUUGAUAAACUAUUUAAUACAUAAUAAAUACAUGGAAUUUAAAUAUUGUGUACUAUAGUAUUGAGACAGUGAUAUGCACACAAAGGCCAAAAGUAAGUGACUGUGAUUGAUUCGAUGGUAAAAUUUGCACUUUAUUAUUAUUAUUAUUAUUAUUGUUAUAUUCACUGACAUAUACUUGAUGUUGCUUGGGGGUGGUUGGUUCCUGGGUGACGGUGAAGGGACUGGUUGCUAAUGGUUGCUCCACUCGAAUAAAGUGGCACUAGCCUGUUUCAAAGAGUGUUCUUCCAAUCUAUUCUGUGAACCAGUGCACUCAUGUUUCAAUGUAUAACUGAACUCCAUUAAAGUUGAC